AUGGAGGGCUCCGAGGAGCUGGAGAGCAGCCUUCUGACAAAGCCCUGGGCUUCUGUUUGCUUUGGCGAAUCCGCUUUUCUUGCCAAAGUGUGCUUCAGGGAUACUGGCUACAUCCUGCUGAUCUCCGACCUCAGCAGCGUCUGGUACGAGAGUGCAGACGCCGAGGCUGUGGGACAAAGGUCCAAGGAGCUGAACAAGCGGCUGACGGUCCACGUGUCCUCCUUCCUGCACCACUUGUGUGACUUGAUGUCCCCCUUGAUGGCAGGGCAGUUGGACACCACCACCUCCUUCUCCUGCCACCACACUGCUGGUGGCCUCAGCCUGCAUGUGAAGAGCAUGCUGUCAGGACUGCCCUUCUACUGGAAAUUCCACUGCUGCCCCGCUCCCGUGGAGAUGGUGUCCCGUCACCUCGUGAGGCCCCUGAUUCGGAUGAGCCUGGCGCUGCAGUACCAGGUGCAAAAGCUGACCUUCCUGCUGCUCCAGAAGGAUGCUGAGAUCGAAGACUACAGGGAGAAUGGGGCCACUCUCAGCAGAGACCGCCUGCAGACAGAGCCUUUCCAGGAAGCAGUGUUUCAGCAGAACUUCAUGGCUGAGAGCUUGCCCCAGAUCUGCGGUGUGGCAGAAGGGCAGGCGUUCGCCUCUGCUCUGCAGCAGCUCUACACAGCAGUGACGCAGCAGGAGGCCAAGCAGUCUCGGAAACGGCAGCACUCAGGUGAGGAGCUCCAGGACACUGAGGGCCCAACACCUGCUGCAGAAACCACAGGGCACCCCCAUCCACCACCUCCAUCCCAGGAGGAUGAAACAGCAUCUUCUAGCGAGGGAACCACGCCGGCCUCCUCCCCAGCUCAGAAGCUCCGGCUGCCUGUGGCCAAGGCCAAGCCAAAGAAGGCAAAGGGGCUCUUCAGCUGA
Haliaeetus leucocephalus (bald eagle) is the source of this 909-nucleotide messenger RNA. RefSeq names its product nonhomologous end-joining factor 1 (gene NHEJ1). The record is from RefSeq and is a predicted model, not a curated record. NCBI's taxonomy places the organism in Eukaryota, Metazoa, Chordata, Aves, Accipitriformes, Accipitridae. Gene Ontology annotation, cellular component: nucleus; DNA ligase IV complex. Gene Ontology annotation, molecular function: DNA end binding. Gene Ontology annotation, biological process: double-strand break repair via nonhomologous end joining. Bases 1 to 909 code for a protein of 302 amino acids. The transcript is spliced from 7 exons.